CGAAACUAGCUAAUUGACAAAGCUCUAGUGACAAACAUGGCAUUACAAUCCAUGGGGAUGAGCAAAAUCCAAGAGCUUUACGAUGCGUGUGAUUGGAACUUCUCGUCGGGGAAAGAAGGGCUUCCUACACUCAAGCAGAUCAGAUGGCUGCAAGGGCUACUCGAUGCGAUGGAACCAGCGGAUGUGGGAAUCGACGCAACGAGAACUGAUGAAAGAUUGAUGGAGGAUGAGCCAAUUCCGAAGAGCCAAUACGGGCUUUUCUUAGCGCAAUCAGUAACGCAGGUUACGUACAUACACAUCCACGAGUGCGACGAUUUCUCGAUCGGGGUGUUCUGUUUCCCUGCUGGAGCUACAUUUCCUUUACAUGAUCAUCCAAACAUGGUAGUACUUAGCAAAGUACUGUAUGGUUCAGUUCAAUUGAAGUCCUAUGAUUGGGUUACAACACCAAAUUCAAGACCCAAAAAAAGCGGGCUAGCAAGAAUAGCGGCGGACGAUCGCGUCAUGGAAGCUCCGUGCAAGGCCUCAGUUUUGUUCCCAAGGAGCGGCGGAAACAUCCACUCCUUCACCGCGAUCACUCCGUGCGCCGUCUUGGACAUCUUGGCUCCACCAUACUCGGAUGAGCGAGAAAGACCUUCUACUUACUUUAACGAGAUUCCGAUACCUUCACUUCCUGGUUGUGCCAUCCUAGAAGAGACUGACCUGCCAGAAGAUUUUACCGUUGUCGGAGCACCGUACGUCGGCCCCGAACUCACCGUGGAGAUGGAGGAUUAUUAUUGAUAUCAUCUCCUUCUGUUUAUCUUGUGUAUUCUUUUAUCUAUACCUUUUUCUGUUUCUUUCUUUGUUUUUUGGUGUGGAAACUACAUAGAUUGUACAUGAAACUAGAACUCUCAUUUUUUUUUUUCAUGGGUGUAUGCUUAUAUGCAUGGACAUGGUCUCUAUAUGACUGUAAACUCUGUGAUCUGGUCACUAAUUUUGUUAAGAUAAUUAUCCUUACAGUAUAUGUGUGCAUCAAUAUUAUUCUUUUUCGUGCAUGUUACCUCUGUGGAGUUUUAUUUUGAAUGUAAUUCCUUUAAAAUUGCUUUGAUUUUUUUCUGGUUUAGGCCAUUUUUCUUGAAUUUCAAACUUUGUUUCAAAAUUCUCUUUCAUGAUUUGAACAAUUAUCUUAGCUUUUAAUAUGGAAACUACUUUGGUACCAUGUGGAACAUCUUCCCAAAAAAAAUCAUACAAGCACCAUCAUCAGAUUUUGCUUAGGAUACCAAUUCCAAAGGAAAAAAAAAUCAAAAUUUUCGUUAAAUUCCAGGUACGAAAUUAUUAAAAUUUAAACUAUAAGGAUGAAAUUAAAAUAGGAGUCAAACUUGGAGUAAAACUUGUAAUUUGCCCGAGCUAUAUAUCACUGGAACUAUGGUCUUCUAAAAUUGGGCCAUAAUUCCGGCCCACAAUAGUCCAAGGCCCGUUACUCUAAUUUUUGAAUCACGCGCGUGUCACGUGCCGUAC
Messenger RNA from Ananas comosus (pineapple), 1494 nucleotides. RefSeq names its product plant cysteine oxidase 1-like. The record is from RefSeq and is a predicted model, not a curated record. The coding region runs from base 37 to 777 and encodes 246 amino acids. Lineage: Eukaryota; Viridiplantae; Streptophyta; Magnoliopsida; Poales; Bromeliaceae. Gene Ontology annotation, molecular function: oxidoreductase activity, acting on single donors with incorporation of molecular oxygen, incorporation of two atoms of oxygen. The transcript is spliced from 5 exons.